This is a messenger RNA of Corylus avellana, 1489 nucleotides long. Lineage: Eukaryota; Viridiplantae; Streptophyta; Magnoliopsida; Fagales; Betulaceae. The record is from RefSeq and is a predicted model, not a curated record.
UUUUCACAACCUCACAGAGCUUAUCACCUUUUUCUCUCCCAUGGCAGAAACACUCACCUCUCUCUGUGUUUUCCUUCUACUCCUAUAUCCUGUAAAGCCUCAAGACGACGCUAGGCCCUUGUUGGACGAGUUCCGCGGCGGGUUCAGUGCUGCUGGCAACAACAUGAGCUUAGACGGCGUUGCAGGGGUUGACAACAAUGGCUUUCUUCUGCUAACAGACUUCUCGGCCAUGGCACUGGGCCACGGGUUUUAUUCACACCCAAUCCAAUUCAAGAACUCCAGCGGCGAAGUCAUGUCCUUCUCCACCUCCUUCGCUUUCGCUAUAGUCCCCCAGCCUGGGAUACAAGGCGGCGACGGCAUGGCUUUCGCAAUCUCUCCCGUAAAAGGGAUUCCUGGGGGUGAUUCAGGCUCUUAUCUUGGCCUCUUCAACACCUCCAACAAUGGCAACUCCUCCAACCACAUAUUAGCGGUCGAAUUCGAUACUUUCCAGAGCGUUCAGUUCGGUGAACCCGAUGGCAACCAUGUUGCUAUCGACAUCAAUAGCAUCUCAUCCAUCAAAUCUACUCCGGUCAUGCAAUUUAAGGGUAAUGAUACGAACGGUACCCCCCUUAAUUUGACGAGUAGUCAGAUUAUUCAGGCAUGGAUCGAUUAUAAUUCGCCAACAAAUCAAUUAGAUAUCAGGCUUUCCACCGACUCUGCUAAACCCAGUUCUGUACUUUUGUCCUCUAAAGUUAACCUUUCAGAAAUUCUUAACGAAUCCAUGUACAUCGGGUUUUCUGCUGCUACUGGUUUAGCAGCGAGCUCGCAUGGUAUACUGGGUUGGAGCUUCAACGUGAAUGGAGACGCUAAAUCCCUCGAUUUAUCUCAACUUCCUAAGAUCCAGCUCCCCACUGCAGCCACUGGGACCAAAAAGAAUCGUAGAGGCCUAAUUGUUGGCGUCUCUGCUUCAUGUGCUCUGGCUGUGAUUUUGCUUACUGCUUUGUCGUUUUACAUCGUCAGGAGGAAAAAGAUGGCUGAUGUGGUUGAGGAGUGGGAGCAUAAUAUUGGUCCACACAGAUUUCCUUACGAGGAACUGAAGAAAGCAACAAAAGGUUUCAAAGAGAAAGAGCUAAUUGGAUCUGGUGGAUUCGGUCGAGUUUACAGAGGAAUUCUGCCAAACUCAGACACCCAAGUUGCUGUGAAGCGUAUUUCCCAACAUUCAAAAGAAGGUUUGCGAGCGUUUAUAUCGGAGGUUUCUACUAUUGGGCGUCUUCGUCAUAGAAAUUUGGUUCAAUUAUUGGGUUGGUGCCGUCGGGAAGCUGAUCUACUACUUGUGUAUGAAUUCAUGCCUAAUGGAAGUUUGGACAAUCACCUGUUUGAUGAGCCCAAAUCAGUCCUGAGCUUAUUAGAAUUAAUCUUAUAAUUAAUCUUAUAUCAGGAGACUUAAGUUGGCCCACAUGUCACAUAUAUUAUAUGUAUAUAGUAUCUUAUUUAAAUAGAAAUUUUAUUA